This is a messenger RNA of Bradysia coprophila, 14888 nucleotides long. RefSeq names its product A kinase anchor protein rugose (gene rg). The record is from RefSeq and is a predicted model, not a curated record. Lineage: Eukaryota; Metazoa; Arthropoda; Insecta; Diptera; Sciaridae. Gene Ontology annotation, molecular function: protein kinase binding. Gene Ontology annotation, cellular component: membrane; cytosol. Gene Ontology annotation, biological process: intracellular protein localization.
CAUGAACUCGGUCGUUAAUCGGAUGUGGAAAUAAAAAAGUUAAAAUAUUAAAGCAUUGACGUGUAAACAGAAAAUUGAUACAGUUUUUGAGUUUGUUGAGAAAUUUAAUAUAAAAGGUGAACACAUUUUAUAUUGGUAUAGCAGCCAAAAACGACUGAAAAUACAUUAUGAAAAUAAAAGUGUGAAAAAUUCGUUUUUAUCGUGCGUAAUGCCAUCAGAGGGCUUAUCUCUCCAGGGGAGCGAUAUAUAAAAGAAAAUAAAAUAAAAGAUAUUUGUGAAGACGGCAGAGGAAGGGAGCACCAGAAAGAAAAAAAAAUUUUUUUUUUCUUCUUCCUAUUCUUUUGUGUUCAAUUUACCUAAACAGAAGGAAAUCUUGUGAGGGCUCAGAAGCCUCAAACCAAAAGUGAAAUAUAAAAUAAAUUCGAGAGUCAAAGAUAUAACAACUGACGAGGGCAGAAAAAAAAGAGAAUCGGAAAUAACCAUCAGGUGUGCCAAGAUUUGACGUUACAUUAUUAUUUUUUUCGUUCGUUCGUUCGUUCCAAAACGAUGAAGAUUAUGUUAUGAUGGAGACUUUUAUAGUUUUGGGACUAUGUUUCAUUUUAUACGAAGCAUUGGAUUUGUUUCAAAGUUGCUAUAAUCAUAAUAAUCGUCAUUCACAUCAUCAUUUCGGUGAACAUCUUGAAGGGGCAACGGACGAGAAUAAAGAUACUGCUCGUUUAAUAUUGGAUACGAUUCAGGAAGUGGAAAUCGGUGACGAUAGCGACAAUUCAACGCACUUGGAUAACAGCAAAGUGUUUUCGAUUAGUGAAAAUCUAGACUCUGAGAAAUUGAUUAAAGAGUGAAGUAUGAUGCAGAAGAGAAACGAAGAGGAAAUAAUUGAAAAAGUGGAUAAAAAUUAAGUGUGGCUAUUAAGGCUUUGGGCUUACCGUAAAAAGAAGCUAUUAAAGUAGAUCUUAACACAGAUACUCGUGUAAUUAAUUCGUAAUUACUUCGCAAAUGAGACAUUAAAUACAAAUUACCAGUGAGAAUUCUAAGAAAAAAGAAAAGAAAGUUUCAUUGACAAAAAAAAAACGAAAGUAAGUAAAAUUGAACAUCGACAAAUGUUUAACAAUAAAAAAUGUGUACAUGGCCCAAGACAUCUGAAUCAAUUGUCUUAACGCCAAUAAAUUUUACCGAAAAAUUACACCGACAAUUACCAUGGACUCGUUAGAGCGUUUUAUGCGUGCGGCGCCAUUACCGCCGGGCCUACCCAUCACCCAAGGACAUCGUCGUGCAUUAGUUCAUGCGUCCUUAGCAUCGGCUGUCGGUCGUAAGGGUAAACAUUUGACUGGAACAUUUUGUUUGACCGGGGACACAAUGGAAGGCAUCAUUCAGUGCUUGGUGUUUUUGAAAGCAUUUUCGCUGGUUGGUGGCGAAUUUGAUAUGGAAUUAAAUUUUGUCAUCCAAGAUGCACAGAAUAUUAAGCACAUGUUAGAACUGUUGGACCAUUGCCCACCGAAUUUACAGGCGGAAAUAUGGAGCGUGUUUAUUGCGAUUUUGCGAAAAAGUGUUCGUAAUUUACAAGCCUGCACAGAUGUUGGAUUAAUUGAACAUGUUUUGGUACGAUUGCAACGUGCUGAAACAGUUGUUGCUGAUCUUCUCAUCGAUAUGCUUGGUGUGUUGGCUAGCUAUAGCGUAACUGUAAAGGAACUAAAGUUACUAUUUGGAGCAAUGAAGGCAAUUAAUGGCAAAUGGCCACGUCAUUCGGCUAAGCUGUUAAAUGUUUUAAGACAAAUGCCGCACCGCAAUGGCCCAGAUGUGUUCUUCAGCUUUCCUGGUCGAAAAGGAUCGGCUGUUGUGCUGCCACCGUUAGCUAAAUGGCCAUAUGAAAAUGGAUUCACAUUUACAACAUGGUUUCGAUUGGAUCCCAUCAAUUCUGUAAAUAUUGAACGAGAAAAACCGUAUCUUUAUUGCUUUAAAACAUCUAAAGGAGUUGGUUACACAGCCCAUUUCGUUGGUAAUUGUUUGGUCCUAACAUCAAUGAAAGUGAAAGGAAAGGGUUUUCAACAUUGUGUAAAAUACGAAUUCCAACCGAGAAAGUGGUAUAUGAUAGCAAUAGUUUAUAUAUACAACCGAUGGACGAAAAGCGAAAUAAAGUGCCUCGUUAAUGGACAAUUAGCCUCUAGUACAGAAAUGGCUUGGUUCGUUUCAACAAAUGAUCCAUUUGACAAAUGUUAUAUUGGCGCAACGCCAGAAUUGGAUGAGGAACGUGUAUUUUGCGGGCAAAUGGCUGCAAUAUAUUUGUUCAGUGAAGCUUUGACAACCCAACAAAUUUGUGCAAUGCAUCGUUUAGGUCCUGGUUAUAAGUCACAGUUUCGAUUCGACAACGAAUGCUAUUUGAAUUUACCGGACAAUCAUAAGCGGGUGAGUUUAACCGGUAACGCUGAUAUCGACAAUGCAUCUUUGAUGGCUAUUGCUGGUGGUGAGGCGGAUGAUGUGAACGCAGCACCGACCAGUGACAGUACAUUGGCAACUAAUUCACCAGUUGUUGUACUGCAGUCGUCGGCAGGUGCUCAAUCAAAAGCCGUCACCAAUUCUAUUGCUAGCGACGAAUAUAAUUUUGCAUCAGUUCUGUACGAUGGAAAACUAUCCAGUGCUAUCGUGUUUAUGUAUAAUCCGGUCGCAACAGAUGGCCAACUUUGUUUGCAGUCAGCCCCAAAAGGAAAUGUUUCCUACUUUGUACAUACACCACAUGCACUUAUGUUGCAGGAUGUGAAAGCUGUCGUAACACAUUCAAUCCAUUGUACGUUAAAUUCAAUCGGUGGAAUACAAGUACUCUUUCCACUAUUUUCCCAAUUGGACAUGCCAUACGAAGGAUGUAAUGACGUUAAGCGAGAUCCAGCUUUGUGUUUCAAAUUACUGGGUUUUAUUUGCGAACUAGUCGAGAGCUCACAAACCGUACAACAACAUAUGAUACAGAACCGUGGUUUUUUAGUUAUUUCAUUUAUGCUACAACGUUCGUCACGUGAUCAUUUAACACUCGAAGUUUUGGGAUCAUUUUUGAGUCUUACAAAGUACUUGGUUACAUGCCUUUCAGCCAAUAGUGAUCUUCUUCUGAAGCAGCUUUUUUGUUUUUCAUUUCUGACGUGGCAGUUACUGGAUCAUGUACUAUUCAAUCCCUCGCUGUGGAUAUAUACACCAGCUAAUGUACAAGCUCGACUGUAUUCGUAUUUAGCAACGGAGUUUCUGAGCGAUACCCAAAUCUACAGCAAUGUGAGACGAGUCAGCACGGUAUUGCAAACCGUUCAUACAUUGAAAUUUUAUUAUUGGGUAGUGAAUCCACGAGCUAAAAGUGGUAUUAUACCAAAAGGAUUAGAUGGACCCCGUCCAGCCCAGAAAGACAUUCUAGCGAUUCGGGCGUAUAUUUUAUUGUUCCUAAAACAGCUGAUUAUGAUUGGUAAUGGUGUCAAAGAGGAUGAACUGCAAAGCAUUUUAAAUUAUUUAACGACAAUGCACGAGGAUGAGAAUUUGCAUGACGUAUUGCAAAUGCUUAUAUCGUUGAUGUCGGAACAUCCCAGCUCGAUGGUACCUGCCUUUGAUAUUAAACAUGGCGUUAGAAGCAUUUUUAAGCUAAUGGCAGCUGAAAGUCAACUGAUAAGACUGCAGGCGCUGAAACUUUUAGGUUUCUUUUUGUCACGUAGUACCCAUAAUAAUGUUUUUUACAGACGUAAAUAUGAUGUGAUGUCACCGCAUAAUCUCUACACCCUACUAGCCGAACGUUUACUACUUUAUGAAGAAUCACUUACCCUUCCCACAUACAACGUACUCUACGAAAUAAUGACCGAAAAUAUUGUCCAGCAAAUUCUUUACACAAGACAUCCGGAACCGGAAAGCCACUUUCGCUUAGAGAAUCCAAUGAUUUUGAAAGUUGUCGCAACACUUAUCCGCCAAUCGAAACAAACCGAACAACUUUUAGAAGUGAAAAAGUUAUUCCUGUCGGAUAUGACUUUGCUCUGCAAUAAUAAUCGAGAGAAUCGUCGCACCGUACUUCAAAUGUCUGUUUGGCAAGAGUGGCUGAUCGCAAUGGCUUAUAUACAUCCCAAGAACAGCGAAGAGCAGAAGAUUUCGGAUAUGGUAUAUUCGCUGUUUCGAAUGCUUUUACACCACGCUAUCAAACACGAGUACGGUGGCUGGAGAGUUUGGGUCGACACACUGGCUAUUGUCCAUUCAAAAGUGUCGUAUGAAGAAUUCAAGUUACAAUUUGCCCAAAUGUAUGAACAUUACGAGAGACAUCGCACCGACAACAUAACCGAUCCGGCGCUACGACGUGCCCAUCCGAUCAGCACCAUUAGUGGCUGGGAUCAAGAUCGCGACGAUUCGUCAGCAACGGAUCAUCUCAAGAUUGAGGAGGUCAAAGGUGCUGACAACAAUCAAACCAAUAACUACCAUGCAACAAAUGGAAUAUCCAAUAAAUCCGAUCAAACGAAUAACGUGGAUAUGGAUAAUGUGAAAUGUGCUUGCGAAGGCGAUGAUCAACAGAGACAACCUCAACCCCAAUUAAGUGCCAAUAAGGAUGAAGAAGCGCCAAAAUUAGUAUCGUCAAUUUCAAGUAUUUCGGACGUGUACAAUAAGCAAAUCAACGGUGAGACGAUAUGUGAUGGAAAUCGUUUGGAAGAUGUGUCGGAAGAGACCAGUGUCGGUACACCGGAAAAAAUAGCGGGUUCGGGACAAGAAGCGUUAAAACAAGCAUUGGAAAUCGACAGUUACGAGAAGGAGGAGGAGUCCAAGGAAAUCGUCGAGGAAAUAAUCGAGAAUAUUUUGCAGAAAAGUGAGGCAUUGCUUGAAGAUUGUAAAAACACCAGCGAUUUGAUAACGCACGACAGCACCUCGUCGCCGGUGAUCAAAGACGAGGAAAUUGAGUUGGCAGUCAGUGAGGUUGUAAAGGGCGUGUUGGAAAUAGAGAAAAUAAAACGUGACAAUGAAACGACAUUACCAGAAGUGCAAACCACUGUUAGUAGUGAAGCGAAAGAUAUCAGUGAUUCGAGUGAUGCGUUAAUAAUCAAAAAAUCACUGGAUAUCGACAACAAUGUUACCGAUGACUCAAUCAAGACUGACUUAUUGUUAUCGACUGCAACUAUAGCGAAUAAUAAUCAACCAAUUAGCGAAACGAAAGACGAUACUAACGAUGACAUUCAAGGUAUAAUCACGAACAUUGUUCAUGAAGUCAUUGACAAUUGCUUAGAGCAAACCAUUUUAAACGACAAUGAGAAAUGUGAUAACAACAAUAGCGAAGCUGUUGUUACGCAGACGGCCGUCGAAAAUGUUGAUAAAGUUUUAGACGAUGCGGUUGAUACUGCUGAGUCAUCGCUAAAUACAAAUGAAGAAAUUGCUAAGAGUAUCCUGUACGAGAUUGUUGAUAAAUGUGUCAAAGGUGAGGCUGAUGAGAAUGAGGAGGAAGAGAACAAUAACGAUGAAAGUCUAACAGCUACAAAGACUGUAAACGUAAACAAUGAGAAGACGGAAAUUAUCUCCGAAGUUUCUGAAGAAAUCAUUGCUCAGACAACCGAACGUAUGGAAGUGGAAACUGGAAUUAAUGUGGAAAGUAAUGCAAGUAGCAACAAACCAGCGCCCGUUCACAAUGAAAGACGACCCCAAAGUGCGUCAACAAGCACUCAAGUGGAAAAUAACCAUUUCGAUGCCAAACAAUCACGUCCAAAGUCUGGAUCGACAAGACCAAUGUUCAGUCCUGGACCAACAAGACCACCAUUUCGAAUACCUGAAUUCAAAUGGUCGUAUAUCCAUCAACGAUUGCUAUCGGAUGUUUUGUUUUCUUUAGAAACCGACAUUCAAGUGUGGCGAAGCCAUUCCACCAAAAGUGUUUUGGAUUUCGUUAAUUCAGCCGAGAAUGCAAUAUUCGUUGUAAAUACCGUGCAUUUGAUAUCGCAAUUGGCCGACAACUUAAUUAUCGCCUGUGGUGGUUUGUUGCCUUUAUUAGCUAGUGCUACGUCACCAAAUUCCGAACUUGAUGUCCUUGAACCCACCCAAGGCAUGCCACUAGAAGUAGCUGUUUCGUUCCUCCAACGAUUGGUGAAUAUGGCUGAUGUGCUGAUAUUCGCUAGUUCACUGAACUUUGGCGAAUUGGAAGCGGAAAAGAAUAUGUCGAGCGGAGGCAUUUUAAGACAAUGUCUACGAUUGGUGUGCACUUGUGCGGUACGAAACUGUUUGGAAUGUAAAGAACGCACACGAUACACCAAUGGUGGAACACCGCGUGAUGCUCCCGGUGCGGCUCAUCUGCAAGCACUGAUACGUGGAGCACAAGCAUCACCAAAGUUUUUAUCAAAAAACAUCGUCGAAUCACUAACGGGUCAACUAAGUCCAGUCAAAGAUCCCGAAAAGUUGCUUCAGGAUAUGGACGUAAAUCGUCUGCGAGCGGUAAUUUAUCGCGACGUGAAACGAAUGUUUCAGGAGGAAACGAAGCAAGCUCAAUUCCUGUCACUGGCUAUCGUUUACUUCAUUUCCGUAUUGAUGGUGUCCAAAUAUCGUGACAUAUUGGAGCCACCCGUUGAACCAGUCGUUCGGGCAUCACCAUUACCUCAGCGUCAAAUACAACAACAGGAAUCGUCUUCUCGACCACUAUUUCCGCAAUGGUCACACCAUGUUUAUCCACAAUUUUUGCCCGGUUCACAUCCAAACCAUCAAUCGCAACAAAAUUCAAAUAAUGUCAUCCAUCAUCAUCAACAAAAUAACACUCAAUUGUCACACAAUCAUCAUCACACUAACACUAGUAAUAUAAAUCAUCAUAAUUUAACUAAUAAUGCAUCGACAACCACAUCCACCACGGUCGCAAACAAUUACAAUAACGAAAUUAACACAAAUUAUUAUCAUCGCGACAAUUUGAUAAAUAAUUCGUCGUCUACGUAUGCUCAUAUUAGAAACCGGGGUAGCAAUGGAGUUGGUGGCGGUAUGAUCAAGAAUGGUAUCAAUAAUAAUUUUCGAUUUAGGAGUACACCGGGUAUUGGACAGUUUAUGUAUGGUUCACGAGCCAUGCAUGAUGGCGACUAUGAAGUUAUUGUCGUCGAUGAAAAUAAUUCAUCCGUUCUGGCUGAUCAGGAUUCACAUUCCAGCGGACCGCCUUCAAUCAAGACAACGAGUAUAACAAAAAGCGUUUCGUCACUAAGUGGUAACAUACAAACUCAGCCAUUAUCACCACCGAAACCAAUACUACCCAAAAAGUUGAAGAAGAGUGUUGAUUCGGAUGCGGGCUCAUUGAAUAUUAAUUCAACUGAAAAUGAGGUGCCCGAUGUGGAAACAUCAAGCGAAAUUUUAGCGGAUGAUAAUAAGCCAACCAAUUCGAAUGAUGAAAGUUGGACUGACGUUAAUUUGAAUGAAGACGGCAACGACAAGAUACGCGACAUCGAAGGAAACAUUCAUCAUAUCGCAUCUGAGCGAGGUGACAAACCAGACUCCGAAAUAUCCGUUGUGCGUGUACCAGACAAUUAUCAGCAAACAGGUAAUCGAUCUCGGCCUGACGAUAUACCAAUGAAAGCUCCUCUAGUCGGUCAAUUACCGUUAACAACUCCAUCACGUGAAGCUAGCCUUACCCAGAAACUGGAAAUUGCUUUAGGACCAGUUUGCCCAUUGCUACGUGAGAUAAUGGUAGACUUUGCACCAUUCCUCUCGAAAACGUUGGUCGGUUCUCACGGCCAGGAAUUACUGAUGGAAGGAAAGGGUCUAACAACAUUUAAAAAUAGUCACUCCGUUGUUGAGCUCGUUAUGUUGCUCUGCUCGCAAGAAUGGCAAAAUAGUCUUCAAAAACAUGCAGGCCUAGCGUUCAUCGAAUUGAUUAACGAAGGAAGAUUGUUGUCGCACGCAAUGAAAGAUCAUAUUGUCCGUGUAGCUAACGAGGCUGAAUUCAUUUUGAAUCGAAUGCGGGCUGAUGAUGUACUUAAGCAUGCCGAUUUUGAAUCGCAAUGUGCCCAGACACUAAUGGAACGGAGAGAAGAGGAACGAAUGUGUGAUCAUUUAAUUACUGCCGCACGAAGACGAGACAAUGUGAUUGCCAGCCGCUUAUUGGAAAAGGUCAGGAAUAUUAUGUGUAACAAACAUGGUGCAUGGGGCGAGAUCAGUGGGGCAAUGACUAAACCAACAUUUUGGAAAUUGGAUGCCUGGGAAGACGAUGCUCGACGACGAAAGCGCAUGGUACAAAAUCCAAGAGGUUCAACACAUCCACAAGCUGCUCUUAAAGCGGCAUUGGAAAACGGAGCACCGGAUGAUGCCAUUCUGCAAGCUCGUGAAGAGUUUCAUUCGCAAAUUGCUGUCAGCAGAUCUCAUCAACAAUCGCAACAAUCUACAGAUUUGUUAGAUGAUGCCGAAUUAUUGAUUGAAGACAGAGAACUCGAUCUUGACUUGACCGGACCGGUUAAUAUAAGUACCAAAGCGAAGCUCAUAGCUCCAGGACUAGUUGCGCCUGGAACUGUUUCAAUAACCACAACCGAAAUGUACUUUGAAGUAGACGAAGAUAGUGCCGACUUCCAAAAAAUUGAUGCUGAAGUACUGAAGUAUUGCGAUCACUUGCACGGAAAAUGGUAUUUCUCUGAAGUUCGAGCAAUUUUCUCGCGACGCUAUCUUCUUCAGAAUGUGGCCAUCGAAAUCUUUUUAGCGUCCAGAACAUCAAUUCUGUUCGCCUUUCCCGAUCAGCACACAGUGAAAAAAGUUAUAAAAGCUCUACCACGCGUCGGAGUUGGCAUUAAAUACGGCAUUCCCCAAACACGUCGAGCGUCAAUGAUGUCACCAAGACAAUUGAUGAGAAACUCGAACAUGACGCAAAAAUGGCAGCGCCGAGAAAUAUCAAACUUUGAAUAUUUAAUGUUUCUGAAUACGAUUGCGGGUCGAACCUACAAUGACCUGAAUCAAUAUCCUGUAUUCCCGUGGGUGUUAACAAAUUAUGAUUCACGCGAAUUGGAUCUGAGCCAACCAACCAACUAUCGAGAUCUUUCCAAGCCGAUCGGAGCUUUGAAUCAGAGCCGACGAGAGUAUUUUGAAGAACGAUAUGAAAGCUGGGAAAAUGACACCAUUCCACCGUUCCACUAUGGAACACAUUAUUCUACAUCGACAUUUGUCUUAAAUUGGCUAAUUCGUAUCGAACCGUUCACGACUAUGUUUUUGGCUUUGCAAGGUGGCAAAUUUGAUCAUCCUGAUCGACUAUUUUCAUCGGUCGCACUAUCGUGGAAAAAUUGCCAACGUGAUACCUCUGAUGUUAAAGAAUUAGUCCCUGAAUGGUACUUCCUACCCGAAAUGUUCUACAAUUCGUCGUCGUAUAGAUUGGGAACUAGGGACGAUGGAGCAGUCGUUUCUGACGUUGAGCUACCGGCAUGGGCUAAAACGCCAGAGGAAUUCGUUCGCAUUAACCGCAUGGCCUUAGAAUCAGAAUUUGUCUCAUGUCAACUACAUCAGUGGAUAGAUUUAAUAUUCGGUUACAAGCAGCGUGGACCGGAAGCCGUUCGAGCCACAAACGUAUUCUAUUAUUUGACCUAUGAAGGCAGCUGUGAACUAGAGUCUAUAACAGAUCCAGUUAUGAAAGAGGCUGUUGAAAAUCAAAUCCGAAACUUCGGUCAAACACCCAGUCAAUUAUUAAUGGAGCCGCAUCCACCCCGGAGUUCGGCAAUGCAUCUGUCACCAAUGAUGUUCAAUGCAAUGCCGGAUGAUGUGUGCAUGUCGAUGAAAUUCCACCUCAAUUCGCCAAUCAUUCAUAUCUCGGCAAAUACGUAUCCCGCAUUGGCACUGCCAAGUGUGGUCACUGUUACUGCUGGUCAUCAGUUUGCUGUCAAUAGAUGGAACUGCAAUUAUGCCGCAAAUGUUCAGAGCCCAAGUUAUGCUGAUUCACCUCAAAGUCCAGGGGCAAAUCUACCACUGACGAUGGACCCAAUAUUGUUGCAAACCAACAACAACAACAAUCCAGCUAUUCGUCGCCACCUCGGCGAUAAUUUCAGUCAAAAGCUAAAGAUUCGUUCCAAUUGCUUCGUAACAACAGUGGACAGCAGGUUUUUGUUAGCUUGUGGCUUUUGGGACAAUAGCUUCCGCGUUUUCUCAACCGAGACGGCCAAAAUUGUGCAAAUUAUUUACGGUCAUUUCGGUGUAGUUACAUGCCUAUCACGCUCUGAAUGUAACAUCACUUCGGAUUGUUACAUCGCUUCGGGUUCUUCGGACUGUACGGUGCUGUUGUGGCAUUGGAAUGCACGAACCCAAAGUAUUGUUGGUGAGGGUGAAGUUCCCACACCAAGAGCCACAUUAACCGGACAUGAACAGGCUGUGACUUCUGUCGUAAUUAGUGCCGAACUGGGACUGGUUGUGUCCGGAUCGAUAAACGGACCAGUACUAAUUCAUACAACAUUCGGCGAUUUACUUCGAUCGCUUGAUGCACCAAGUGAUUUCUAUUCGCCCGAAAUCAUCACAAUGUCUCGGGAAGGAUUCAUUGUCGUCAACUAUGAUAAAGGAAAUGUGGCCGCAUAUACCAUCAACGGUAAACGUUUGAGACACGAAUCGCAUAACGACAAUUUGCAGUGUAUGCUGCUGUCUCGUGAUGGUGAAUAUUUGAUGACAGCCGGCGAUCGAGGAAUUGUCGAGGUUUGGCGAACAUUCAAUCUGGCUCCUUUGUAUGCAUUCCCAGCGUGUAACAGUGGAAUCCGAUCUUUGGCUCUAACGCACGAUCAGAAAUAUCUCCUGGCUGGCCUAGCCACCGGUUCCAUAAUCGUUUUUCACAUUGACUUCAAUCGAUGGCAUCACGAAUACCAACAACGGUAUUGAACAUAAAACUCCUACGAGGUUAAAAUAGUGUGUGGUAGAUUGUUUCAUUCCAACGUGCAAUUGUUAGGGAAUUUUUACGUUUCAUAUUAUGAUGUGUAGCAAACAUUUCGGGUUCAGUCAACAAAAAAAUUGUUUUUCGUUUUUGUUGUUGGAGAAAAACAAUUUUUAUUGCGAUCGGUGUUAGGGACUUUUGAGUGCACGUCCGAGCAAGUGGUUUUGAAUUUCAUUUGGAAUUCGAGACGCCUAAUUUUCGUGCAGUUACGGAACAGCACUAAUAAUAUGGAAGAGAGAGAGUGGGAAAAUAUUUUGUAAAGUUCAGAGCCGAACAAAAAUUUUGUUGCCGAUAUUCAGGGAUUUGUGUUCCACAAGAUUUCUAUUUGUAUUUUUAGGAUAAAAUCGAAAUUCCAAACUUUUGUGAAAAUGUCACGAGCACAAAGUCUAUUUAACCCUUCGUUGAAUAAUUCUCUUUGCAUAAUUCGUCUGUUUGUGUCGAUGUAAGCUAAAAAAAAUAAAUGCUUCAGCCAUCGAACGCUCCAAAGAAUUUCAAUUUGACGAUAAAUUUAUGCAACUUUCAAUGUGACACUGCGACUGAUAAAUAUUUUCCAAUAUUUUAUUACGGAAAAAUAUGCAUAAAAUGUGCCAGUAGCGAUGGUUAAAUCGAUAAAACCAUCACCAACCAGACAGCCUGUCAACCUAUUGUCAUAUUUAUAUCCGUAAUAUUGUGUUGCUUUUUACCAAAAAACAAAAGAAGAAAAUCAAAUCAUAUCACGUGACCGAAUCGACGUUUAAGUGGUUUAUGUUUUACUGGUGUUGUCGAGACAUUCAUUUUCAAUUUUCUUCGUCCCCCCUCAAUUGUUAUCUCGAUGCCAAAACAAUCCACAUUCGCAAUGAAGAGCAAUAGAACGUUUAAUUACAACUUUUUCGGGUAGUGUCAACAGAACAGGUCAUUUUAUGUCAUCUAACUAAUCAGAGCCAGUAUCUCAUUCAAUUUCUUAGUGUUAUAAUUGAACUACUCCCAAAGAUCCAUACAGAAACCCCUCCUCCUCACAUCAACAACUACUGGCAAAUGUCUUCGUAUUAACAAGCAACGCAUGCCCUGCAGUCCUGCUAUGCUAAUUCGAAACACAAUUGACUCACCUUUGCAAACUAUUUCAAUUAAAAGAAUAUCUUUGGAGUGCAGAUCCAUUUGAAUUUUGUAUGAAAUUUUUGUUUGCAUUCCGAACCGACCUACAAUGGUUGAGAGAGAGAAAAUAAUUUUAAAAAAGAAUAAAGUGAAGAAAAAAAACAUUGAAAAACUAAUUAAAUUAAGGAUAAUAUGCGGCCAAAAUAUGUAGUAGUGUAAAACAAAAAUACAAAAAAACGGUAGUGAAAACACGAACAUCACACAAGAGCAAGACAAUGAAUAUGUUGGUGUUAUAAAUGUAUUUUGUUAGAAAGAAAAUGUGCAUGAAUUCUAAACGCAAAAAAAAAUGUUUCUUUUACGUGGCGGAUGUCUUCUGUUAGUUCUUUAAUAUAGAAGGUUACACAUAAUGAAGGAACACAUUAAAACAGUUCAUGCAAAAUUAAAGAAGAUAAACAAAAAAAAACUUCGACCAUCAACCAAUUCACGCAUUUAUUAUGUCCCUCCAUUAUGUGUAACUGCCUAUCUCUUAACGAACUCGUAUUUGUUAUCUUCGAAUGCCCAUUUUUAAUGAACGGCAAGAAAAAUCCAAAAUUUGUUUAUUUACGUAUUGUUUAUGCUGUGCUACUGUAAUCUGCAAAAUGGUGGAAGCUGAACGCGUUUUGUUCGUUCGGUGAGAGUUCAAUGACGUUGUAAAUAAAUAUUUACUAGCAAUGUCUGUCGUAUGAUCUCAUGAGCCAAGACUGGGAAUAAAGGAAAUGACUGAAACAAUUUGGCCUCUUGCGAAGUAGUUCGAUCUACGGAAAUGUUUAUGAAAAUUUGUUCUAGAAAUCAUCCUUAAAUACCCAGUCUCUCGGAGGGAAGAGUGACGCUCUAUGGCUCCGUAAGUAACAAUUUUUUUAUCUGUAUGUUGCAGGGACUAUUUUUGGAAAGCAUUUUCCCAUAUUUUCCAAAAUUUUCCCAAAUUUUUUUUUUGGAAAAACUAAGGCCUAUAGAUGGCUGUUUACAUAUUUUGCGAUAGUAAACACCUUCACCUGGCCUUAAGGAAAAUGGAAGAAAAUAUGGGAAAAUAUUUUUCCAAAAAUACACUUUGGUAUGAUGACUGAAAGGCCGAAAAUAAGGGGGAAACGGGAUUUCAGAUACGUUCCUUUUGUGAAACCAUGAAAUGAUGAUAUGCCAAUAUAUGGAAUUUUUCCAAGAAAUAGUCUUGGCCCUCUUGACAGAAUCGAAAAUUUAUUGAUAUUGCCUUCACAAGUGCUGUGCAAUGUAGUGGUUUCAAGAACUCUCACCUUAAAGCGACGGUCAUUUUAACUCCCCUACAGAUUACAAUAAUGCAAUGAUGUUAAUUGGCAACGAGAAUUUUAUUUUAUGGGCAACAGAAUAUGUCAAAUAAACCAAUUUAAUUAUGAAGAACGUAAUAAUGAUAAAAAACAAUUAUUUCAUACAGCAACAAAAAUAAAGGUCGCCUCUGGCAAUCGCCGUCGGUAUGAUGAACCAUUCCAACAAUAAAAAUAUUUAAUUUUAUUAAUAGAAAUAACCAAAAAAAUUAAUUAAUCGGAAUAAAUUAAAGAGAGGAAUAUAGCGACGCAAAAUUUACGCUUCAAUUUAAAUUUAAGAUAAAAUGAAUGUAUCCAGCUGUCAGUAGCAGUGACAGAGACAUAAUGUUCUUUUUUUGCAACAUAGACUGCAUUUUCAACCUCCGAAUUGUUAUUAUCUUUUUCAUUAACGAAAAGUUUAAUAUUCCGAUCGCUUCAGUCAAUGCGUGACAUGACAAACGAAUAAAAAAAAAGUUACAGGGAUAAUCAGAGCCAAUAAUUUCAAUGUCAAUUCAUGCUAUGCAUUCCAUUAUUGUACGCUAUCGACGUUACUUUAUACAUACACAUACGUACGUGUCGUAAUAUUGUUCUCAUGUGGAAUGGAGAUAGAAUUGGAUUGCAAUUGUCGGUUGUUAUAGUUCUUUAUCCGUAGAUUUGACAACAAAGAAAUAUCGUCACACGAACCAUUGAUUCGAGAUAAUUUUUUCGUUUGAAUUUUUCAAUCAAAAUUAGAUGAACAUGAACAUGAAUCCUGGAAGCACUUUUUCCAUAAAACAUUUUAACGGCGUCUAGUAGUAUCGGCAUUUAAAAAAGAAAGAAAAAAUAAUUGUUAGCGGUCAAUGCACAAUUGUUUUCGGGCAUUCAUACUAGGCAUUAAGUAGUUUGAUUAAUGAAAAAUCCAUGAAAAUAUAAGUGAAAUAGUUGACGUAAACAUUUACCAAAAGAAGAAGCAGAAAAUAAAAAAAUAAAAUAAAUAAAUUUAAUAAAUGAAACCAAACGAUUGCCAAUUUUCAGUACUUAUGAUGUAAAUAAUAAAUAAAUAAACAAAAAAAAGAAAAACAGAAAAUAUAUUUAAAACGAAAUAUGUGACGAGGAGAAAAGAUUGAAGAAGAAAAAAUGAGAUAAAUGAGAUAAUCAAUUAUUGACUUUUACUUUUCUUUCUUUUUGUUUAUUCUUUUUUUCGCAUCAAACAUACAAUACCUGCAAGCAAGCUAUCAACAAACAAACAAACACAACAACAACAAAAAAGAAACAAGCAAAAAAAUUAAAAAGUUUAUCAAAACAAAAAUAUUAUUUUCGUAGAUGGAAAUUUCAAACAAGAGGGCUUAAUAACGCAUUACACUUAAACAGAAAACAAAACAAGACCGGAAAUACAAUUAUCCGAUUAAAACAAAACUUAUUCACAUUUUUCAAAUUGUAGAUAACGAGAUAAAAUUAUGAAGAAAAAAAAAUAAAAAAAUUAUUAAAAAAAUAAAUCAAUAUUGUAGAUUCGUUGCACGGCGCAUGCAUAUUUUUAUGUAAAUUUUAUUAAAAUAAAAAAAUAAAUAAAAAAGACGAAAAUCGAGACUGCUUUUGCAAAUAAAACAAAAUAUAAAUUGAUGAAAUGUUGAGCUUUUUGGACUAUUUUGUGAUUCCCAUAUCUCUAUAUGCAAUUUGCUCAUGUUUUUUGA